Molecule: messenger RNA, 672 nt
Organism: Trypanosoma brucei brucei TREU927
Lineage: Eukaryota; Euglenozoa; Kinetoplastea; Trypanosomatida; Trypanosomatidae
Exons: 1
Coding region: 1-672 (223 amino acids)
Source: RefSeq, a predicted model, not a curated record
AUGAUGGAGGUGGGCGGUUGGCAAAAUAUGCGUGUGGAGCAACACGGUGGACCGCUGGUUUUGGUCGAUUACCGUACUUUUACACACAUUCCUUGCUGUACUUUUUUUUUUUGCUUUCUUUUGGCGUUUUUUUUUUUGCGGUUUACUUGUGUUAUGUUAUUUUCCUUACUAUUACUAUUGUUAUUGUUAUCUUUUUUGUUUGGUUGUUUAUCUUUGUCGUAUCUGUUAAAUGAUACUUCAUUAUUUGACCUCUGCGUAGUGCAUCUAUUUUGCGUGUGCUUUGUUUUUGUUUUUAUCAGAAUUAACAUAUUACUCCCCACCUUUUUUUUUUUACUUUUCCGCUUUGCGGUUUGGCUGAGGGGUGAUCUCGUUUUUGUUUUUUUUUGUUUUUUCUUUUCUCUUUUGUUUGUUUUUUUUUUCCCCUUCCCCACUGUUGGUAUUGAUGCGUGUGGCUUUUGCGUGAGGGCGUCCACCGCUGGUUUGUGCGAGUCGGCAUUUUCACUAUUCGCUUUGCUUACUUACAUUUGUGCGUCCCCCCCUCUUUUUUUUCUUUUUUUUCUUUUUCUUUUCCUUCCUUUUGUUUGUGUUUUGUUUGCACAUGAGCACGGGCUGUUAUAUGUGUAUUUAACACCUGUCUUUCAUCCUUUCAUGUGCUUACUUGUUCGUUAUUAA